Caenorhabditis auriculariae is the source of this 553-nucleotide messenger RNA. The record is from the annotation of a GenBank genome assembly. NCBI's taxonomy places the organism in Eukaryota, Metazoa, Nematoda, Chromadorea, Rhabditida, Rhabditidae.
AUGAACGCACCAGCCGCUUUUGAAUCUUUUCUUAUCUUUGACGGUGAGAAGAAGAUCGAAAUCGAAAAGGACACCAAGGUUUAUCUUUUGGUCAAAAUUUUCAUUCUUAUUAGUAUUUUGAAGGUACCGAACGCUGCUAUAUUCACGAUUCACAAAGAGGAUCACACUCUCGGAAACUUGUUGAAAAAGUUUUUUUUAUGAUGAAAUCGUUUCGAAAAAUGUUGUUACAGCCAGUUAUUGCGUGAUCCGCAGGUUCUGUUUGCUGGUUACAAGAAUCCUCAUCCUCUAGAACACAAGGUUUUCUUAUACAAUCUGUUUUUUUUUCUCAUUUUUGUUUCCCUUCAGAUCGUUCUUCGGGUGCAAACUACUGGCGAAACAACUCCCGCCGAUUCGUUGAAUAGUGCGAUCACCGAUUUACUCGCCGAGCUUUCUCUCCUUGAAUUUCGUUUCCAAGUAAGAAUAAUGAUUAUGUCCGUUUUCAAUUUUCAUUAUCUUUUAACAGGGAGCUCUUGAAAAGAAACAACGACAAACAGAACUGGAACGUGGCUAUUAA